UCAGCCUGGGCACAUCCUCCCACCGCCCGCGCACCUCUCCGCACAGUCCCCGCUUCGCGGCUCGGGCCCCGGCUGCCCUCGGCUCCCUCAGGCGUCGGCCUCGCGCCUCUCGACCCCCGCCCCGCCGGCAGGACAGGGAAGAGCCCAUGGCUGGGCCCCCCACCCGCACUGUCCCCAUGCUGUUCCUGGCCCUCCUGGUACUCCUGGAGCUGAGCCCAGCAGUCUCCCUGGGACCCGGAACCCCUGUUCGGAACCUCCCUGAGAAUCACAUCAGCCUCCCAGGCCCAGCACUGUGGACGCCUCAAGCCAGCCACCACCGCCAGCGGGGCCUGGGCAAGAAGGAACGGGGCCCAGGCAUGCCUGGCCGGGCCCAGGGUGGGGCCAUGGUCACCGCCACCAGGCAGACCUCUAGGCUGCCAGGGACAGGGGAGCUGCUGCCUGGGCAGAGUCCUGCAGGCCUGCUGCAGGACAAGGACCUGUUCCUGGGGCUGGCACUGCCCUACCCUGAGAAGGAGAACCAUUCACCCUGGUCGGAAAGGGUCAAGAAACGCGGCAGGGAACACAAGAGACGCAGGGAGAGAUCGAAACUACACAGAGGCCGAGCAUUAGUCCGAGGUCCCAGCUCCCUGAAGAAGAAGGCAGAGCUCUCUGAAGACCAGAUACCAGACACCACGAUGGAGGAAUCUUCCACCAGCCUGGCCCCCACCAUCCUCUACCUAACCACCUUUGAGGCAGCACCUGCCACAGAAGAGACCUUGAUCCUGCCUGUCACAUCCUUGUGGCCCCAGGCUCAGCCCCGGCCUGAUGGGGAGGUGAUGCCCACGCUGGACAUGGCCUUGUUCGACUGGACCGAUUAUGAAGACUUAAAACCUGAGGUUUGGCCCUCUGCAAACAAGAAAGAGAAACACGGGGGUAAACUCUCCACUGACGGUAAUGAAACAUCACCCACGGAAGGGGAGCCGUGCGACCACCACCAGGACUGCCUGCCAGGAACCUGCUGCGACCUUCGGGAGCAUCUCUGCACGCCCCACAACCGAGGCCUGAACAACAAAUGCUUUGAUGACUGCAUGUGUGUGGAAGGGCUCCGCUGCUACGCCAAGUUCCACCGGAACCGCAGGGUCACGCGGAGGAAGGGGCGCUGCGUGGAGCCCGCGACGGCCAACGGCGACCAGGGAUCCUUCAUCAACGUCUAGCGGCCCACGCGAGGCGCCUCCCCGCCGGCCUGGGGACUGAGCGGGAGGUUUGGAGAAACCGGGCAGUUUGCUUACAACUAGCAGUGGGUUGGGGGCGCUCAGAUGGUGGACCAGAUGACUGAGGCUGCAGCCCCAGGCCCAGCACACGCAGCCGGGAACGGGAGCCCCGCUGCCCUAAACCCAAGAGCCCAGCAGCAGCCCACCCGCGCCCACCACCGCCCGGCCUGCGCCUCCCCGUGCCCCGAUGGCAAGGUCGAGAGUGCCCUCUACUGUCCGACAACAGCACUACAACGGAUGCAAGCUUAAACACGAAGAGAUUUCUGAGUGGGAAAGAAAUGGAAACUCCCUGAGAGACGGGAAACCCAAGGGCAGGAGAUGAAUUCAUAACACCUCCUAUGUACCACGCACUGUGCUAAACGCAUGGCUUUGGCGUAUGUUUCUCAUUUACUUAUCACAAUGACCUUUUAAGGUAGGCGUUAUCACCAUUUUACAGGUGAGGAAACUGAGGCAGGGUUAGUUAUAUGACUUGUCCAAGGUCUCAGAUCAAUGUUUCUCAAAACCUUAACCUGUGUAAGAAUCCCUGGGAUCUGGUUAAAAGGCAGAUGCCGACUCAGUUGCUUCUGCAUUUCUAGCAAGCUCCUGGGGCUCGCCGAUUCUGCUUGUGGGGCCCCUACUGAGAGCACCCUACUGAGAGCUUCUAGGGAGUGAAGCCUGGAGCUGGGAUCCGAACCUGGGCCCAGCCUUUCAGGCUCCAUGGCCCACAUCCCUGCUUCUCCACAACCAAGGGCUUGUUCCAGGUUCUCUGCAACCUUCCUCCAGCGAGAGAUGUUGCCCAGUAGCUCCGUUUCUCUGUGGUGAAGGCUGCAAUUACUGACUGUUCUCCAAGUUCCCAGGGUAAAGGUGUAUCAUCUUAAAAACAAAACAAUACGCGCAUUAAGCACCUGCUUGCUUGUAAGGCAUGAUUUGGGAGGGCUGGCCUUGCCCUCUGGGAGUUGCUAUUGUGAGAUAAGACAUGCUUGAGGGGAUCAAUAAUGCUGUUCCUUCUGUUUCUAGGGCCCUGCUAGCACCGUCCUGGGACACGCACUUUGGAGUUGUCCUGAUAGCUUCUAACCUAGGGGUUUCUUUAUCUUUAGGGGUUCUUAAUUCAUGCCCUUGGAGAAUGUAAUACAAGCACAGAUUCAAAAGUUAUGUGCACCCCUUUGCAUACUGUCUUAGUGGUUCCCGGGCCUCCCACCAACCAUCCCUGGAGCACACUCACACACAGUCCCACACUUCUGCAACACAGCCCACUGGGGAGUUGGGGCACUUCGAGGUUGAGGUGCUGUCUGGAGCCAACUGCUCCCGCUGCACCCCCUAAACAGGCCAGACCCAUGAUGCCCACACAGAACAUCUCUCCCAGCCAGUCUGGCUUUACGGGCCAUCUCAGGAGAGCCACUUAGAUCUGCCCACCGGGCUCUGGUCCAGGGCAAACCAAGUUGCAAAUGACAAAAGCCUUCCCCAUCCAAAUUCCUGGCUGGCUGGACACCUGUGGAGGAACCAUGCCCACAGGAUGCCAGGGCUGUUUACUCCCCUGGGAGAAUCAGUAGGGGUCAGGGGUCUGGCACCAAGGAAAGCAGAGGGAUCUCAGAUAAACCAAAUACUCUUUCUCGUUUCUCCCUGUUCAGGUUCAACGGGCAUGGGAAUCUGAGGGGUGGGGCAGGGGAACUGAAAAAGAUCAAAGUGACUGUUUGGAAAUCAAACUGCCUGCAGUUUUGUCAGUUUGAGAUCGGACAACAACACCCAGGCUCUGUGAGCCUCACGGGGCGGCUGAUUGGAGACCCUGAUAGAACCCUGAGAAGGUGGCCGCAGGCAGGGAACCCAGCACUGUUUAUGGGGCCGGGGAGGGGGCAGCAGUUAGGAUGGCCCUGGGGCAUCAGCAAUGGAAAACAAAAGGUCAGGCAAAGCUAAAAGGCCCCCAGAGCUAUCAUUCCCUAUCAGGGGAGUUGCAUGAUUAGAAAUUCAGGACCUGUCUCUUUGCCCUAAAUACCUCUGGUUUGCAUUUGCAAAGCAGAGAGGGUAGAAUCCUCUUAAAGCUGGAGUUAGGGAUCCCAAGUCCCCCUCAGUGUUUAACAAACCUCUCUGCCGGGAAGUUCUCCCUUAGGUCUAACUUCAGUUUCUUUUGCUAGUACAGAAACCUAUCUCUUCUGAUCCAGGGUUCAGCAAACUUUUACCAUAAAAGGCCACAGAAAUAGGUUAGGCUGUGUUCCAAUAAACUAUUUAGGGACACUGAGAUUUGAAUUUCAUAUAAUUGUCACAUGUCGCAAACUACUAUUCCUCUUCUGAUGUUCUAAAACACAUUUUAAAAUGUAAAAACCCUCUUAACUUGCAAACUACACAAAAGCAGGCUGUGGGUUGAAUUUGGCCCAAUGGCCAGGGUUUGCGAUCCCCUGCUCUGCACUACCUUGGCUGCACAUUAGAACAAUCUUUCAAAGAUUAACCGAUGCCUGGGCCCAGUCUCAAAGAUCCUACUUUAAUUGGUCUGGAUUAUAUCUGGGCUUUAUGUGUUUUCAAAGCUGACUCUGAUGUACAGCUGAGCCCAAGGACUCUGCCUCAUCUGACCAUGGAACACAGCUGGUGACAAAUGGCCUGCUCCACCUCUCACCACCAUGGUGACCUUGGGAAAGUUAGUUAAGGUUUCUGACUCUUAGUUUCUCCAUCCAUAAAAUGGGGAUAAUAACUCUUCCAGCAUAGGCAUGCUGCUAGAAAUAAACAAAAUCCUUUAGAACAGUGCCUGGCACAUAUAAGGCCCCAGCAUUAGCUCCUUUAUUUUCUAGGAUAAUUUUAGUAGGUGUUCUGUUCUUUUGACAAUGGAUCCAUCACAUAUUGAAAGAUCAUUUUCAAGGUCUUAUUCAGGCUCCUUGUCCAGACUGUGUCAUCUGGAACACCGUAGCCAUGAGAUGCUCCAUUAGAAAAAAGAGGGUGGGGUUCUGUGGUCAAGAGAGGUUUGGAAAACUGCUCAGGACCCACCCCGUGGCAGCAAGUACACAUUCUGGAGACUGAGUCAGAGCUGGAAGUGAAAGUGGCUUUGCAAUAGAAGAUUCAUGAGUUCCUAAAAAUAAAACCCCGGGCAGAGCUGAGCAGGAAACCAAGUGGAAACCAAUAGUGGCUGGGACAGUCACCUGUGCCCUUCUGCAUUCCUUCUGCGAGACUCUUAUGCCAUCCCACCCCCCACAGCCCCGAUACCUGAGGUUCCCACGGGGCUGCCUUUCUGGGAUUUAUCUGGUGAUGCCACAGUGAGCCUGCUGAGAGUGGGCUGAGGGCCCGAGGUCAUGAGAGCCAAGCCUCAGGGGAAAAUGACAGCUCCGCUUAACCCUUGAGCAGUGACUGAACCCCAGGUCAGAUCCCAGAGCCACAACUCCUUCCACCCGCGGGGACGCUGCAGGAGUAUCCUUACUUUAAGCCAUAUUCAACACAUCGAAUAAACUUUAACUUUGGAAUGUUAGGUACACACUUCCUGGAAUGAGAUUCGAUUUGCAGUGGGAAAGAUGGUAAACAUAUAUGUAACCUGUAAGGAAGAUGUUUAUAAAACAGAAGCAAGGAAAAAUGGGUGCUGAGAGACAGUGGAAAGAGCCAGAAAAGCAAGCCAUUUAGGCUUCUCACUGGGGGUUUUGUGGGACUGGGAAAGGGCACCAUCACCUCCUUUGUGAUCUUUUCUCUCAUGGGAGACAGGAGUGCGUGCGUGCGUGCAUGCGUGUGUGUGUGUGUGUGUGUGUGUGUGUGUUUGAUGGGAUAGGGGCAGCAGGAAUUGGAAGCCUGCAGAACCAGGAGCUUACAUUGCAGGGAGUGUAUUUUCUGAAUCCUAAGUCAAGAUGGAUGGUCUGAUAUAGGAUCCUUGGCCUCCUUUGGGUGAGAGAAGCUUCCUGGUCCCUCCCUACAGUGUGGUCCUGCACCAGCAGCAUGGCACCACCUGGGAGCUUGGUGGAAACUGUGGGAUCCUAGGCCCCACCCCGGACCUGCUGAGCCAGAAUCUCAGCAUGUGGGGCCCAGCCACCUGGGUUUUAACAAGUUCUCCCGGCCAUUCUUGUGCACAAUAAAGUUUGAGAGGCACAGGUCUAGAACACAGAUAGGGCAACUGAAACUUUGAAUAGUCAGGGCCAUUUGGGUGAUUUGGGGGCACUUGCAUUUGGGUGUGAAAUGGCAAAUCUGAGAUCCAGUUUGCCUAAUUAAUGGCCAGCAGUGACAAAUGUGUGGGCUCUGAGGUCCUGCCUCCUGGGCUGGAGCUGCUCUUUAUUUUUAGAGGAAACCAGGUGGAGCCCCGGGGCCUGGGGCACUCUACUGUUGUGUUUUCUGACUCUUAGGAACUUCCCUGGGGGGCUGUGGUUCCUCUUUGAAGUGUGGGGGCAACAGGGAGGAGAGAGGUGCUACGCCCUUGUGGUCCUGUGAUGGCGUGUUGCAUGCACUCUCUUGAGCUGUAAAUAAAGAGAAGACGGUUAAUAUGCUGACUUCUGGUGUCUCUCUGCCUUGCCAGGAGUUAGUUUGUCUGUGCAGGCAGUGAGCAGUUGUCUGGGCAUUUGAAGGGGACUCUCAGCCUAGUAUGUCUGCUGCCCCUUCUCAUUCACUCCACACUGUUUGCUCUAAUGGAGCAUUUGCUCUAAGCUAAGCAGUAAACAGGCAGACAGGGUCUCUACCCUCACUGGGACCUCAACGUGGUCCUUUAACCAGACCGCCUGGUGGGAGUUCCGUAUAGAUCUCCCUCCCUAUUUUAGGGUUGCAGCAGCUAAGGUCCCAAAGAGAUUACAAAGCUGGUCACGGCAGGCCAGCCUCUGGCAACCUUAUUCCAGCCUGGGUGGCCAAGUGCAGGGAAAAGCAAAUGCCAGCUUCAGCAGGAAGGGGAAGAAAAAAUUGCCACUUCCCGAAGCUGGGCCUGGGCAGGCUCAGAUGCCAUCUUGGGAAGGGGUGUGAACUGUGAGGGCGGGCCUGGCUUGUCUCUUCUCUCAGUGGCAGCUCUGGUCAGCACUGCCUGUCUCUGUUGACCAGGCCCUGCAAGGCCUGCUGAUAGGAGCAAAGCUGUGCCGUGUGACUCUUAUCCUAAGUGUCUCUGCAUCCUAAAGCCAAAGCAGGGUCCAGAUUCCCAUGGGAGCUGGGUAAUCACAGACAUGAGAUGCAAGUAAGGGCCUGGUGUCCCUGCAGGAAUCUCUGUGCCCCUGCAGCCUGGAUGGACAAGCUCCCUAAAUCCAGGGUUCCUAAAAUGUGGGCCCGAGAUUCCCAGCCUCAGGAUCUCAGGAUUCGGAACCCUGUCUCAGGAUCUGCCAGGGUGGGCUUGGGAAUCUGCAUGUUUGAUAAGUCCCCCAUCCAGGUCUGAGAACUGCUGCAUGAAACCUUCCUUAGAACUGCCCCCCUGCUCAGGCCCCUGGUAGCUGAUGAAUCUUUCACUGGGAUGGUUCUGAGGAAUCAAGCCCAGAUGGUCCCCCUCUUUGUCCCAACUGCUCAGCUCUGCCACUGUCGUGCAAAAGCAGCCACAGACAACACGGAAGUGGAUGAUCCCACAAAUGAUUGAACAUAGCUGUGUUCCAGUAAAACUCCUUUUAUGGGAAAGGGCAGCAGGCUGGAUCUGCCCAUGGUCUGCAGUUUGCCACCCCUUAAUCUGUGCUGCUGACCCCUGGGUCAUGGUUGCAGAAAGGCAAGCUGGGCUUCUAAAAACCCCUUCUGACUUGAUAAUGGGGGGAAUCUAGCAACCACAAUGUUGCUCAUG
This is a messenger RNA of Manis javanica (Malayan pangolin), 6924 nucleotides long. RefSeq names its product dorsal inhibitory axon guidance protein (gene DRAXIN). Gene Ontology annotation, cellular component: extracellular region. Gene Ontology annotation, biological process: Wnt signaling pathway; negative regulation of canonical Wnt signaling pathway; dorsal spinal cord development. NCBI's taxonomy places the organism in Eukaryota, Metazoa, Chordata, Mammalia, Pholidota, Manidae. The record is from RefSeq and is a predicted model, not a curated record.